AUGAGCCUGUCGGCCCUCGCGUGCCUGGUCCCCCUGGCGCUCGCCCUGCCGCAGAUGCAGCAGGCGCCGUGCGCGCCGGUGCAAAUCAUCGUGGCGCGCGGCAGUCUCGAGGCCCAGGGCGCCGGCCUGCUCGGCAACAUCGCCAACAAGUCGGCGAUGCAGAUUCCGGGGUCGGUGGUGAUGCCGCUGGUGUACCCGGCGCAGCUGGACCCCUACCCGCCGUCGGUGUCGGCCGGCGUGACCAACAUGACGAACCUGCUCAACCAGCAGGCGCAGGCGUGCCCGAACAGCAGGUUCGUGUUGAUGGGGUACUCGCAGGGCGCGCAGGUCUCGUUGGACACGCUCUGCGGGACGAGCGACGGGCCGAACUUCAACGCGACGCAGGCCCAGGCGCCCAUGAUUGGUAACAAGAUUGCCGCGGUCGUCCUCUUCGGUGACCCGACCAGCGUCGCGACGCAGCCCUUCCAGAAGGGAACCGCCAAGAAGAAUGGCAUCUUCCCCCGCCAGGACUUCUCCGCCUGCAACGGCCUCAUCAACAAGGUUGCCUCCUUCUGCGACGAGACGGAUCUCUUCUGCGCCUCGGGCCAGAACCUGACCGUCCACCUGGGCUACUUCCAGAACCAGAAGUACAUCGACCAAGCUUCGUCCUUCAUCGUUCAGAACACCCGGUAA
Molecule: messenger RNA, 672 nt
Organism: Colletotrichum karsti
Lineage: Eukaryota; Fungi; Ascomycota; Sordariomycetes; Glomerellales; Glomerellaceae
Product: cutinase
Exons: 3
Coding region: 1-672 (223 amino acids)
Molecular function (GO): hydrolase activity
Source: RefSeq, a predicted model, not a curated record